This is a messenger RNA of Morus notabilis, 807 nucleotides long. RefSeq names its product profilin. The transcript has 3 exons. Gene Ontology annotation, molecular function: actin monomer binding. The record is from RefSeq and is a predicted model, not a curated record. Gene Ontology annotation, cellular component: cell cortex. The coding region runs from base 108 to 503 and encodes 131 amino acids. Lineage: Eukaryota; Viridiplantae; Streptophyta; Magnoliopsida; Rosales; Moraceae.
CUAGAAGUAGUGGAGAGAGCAGAGCAAUUUUCUCAGCAACACAAACAGCAAAAUCCGACGAGAAAAAUUCAGAGCAGAGAAAACCUAAAGAGAAGAAGAAGAAGAAGAUGUCGUGGCAAGCUUACGUCGAUGACCAUCUUCUCUGCGAAAUCGAAGGUCAACAUCUCUCCGCCGCGGCCAUCAUCGGCCACGACGGCAGCGUCUGGGCCCAGAGCGCCACUUUUCCUCAGCUCAAGCCUGAAGAAAUAACCGGCAUCAUGAAUGACUUCAACGAGCCUGGAUCACUUGCACCAACCGGUUUGUACCUUGGUGGCACCAAAUAUAUGGUGAUCCAAGGAGAGUCGGGAGCUGUCAUCAGGGGAAAGAAGGGUCCUGGUGGUGUCACUAUUAAGAAGACUAGUCAGGCCUUGAUCAUUGGUGUUUAUGAUGAGCCAAUGACGCCUGGUCAAUGUAACAUGAUUGUUGAGAGGCUUGGAGAUUAUCUCGUUGACCAGGGUCUCUAAGUUCCCUUGGUAUGUCUUAUUUAUGUGAAUCCUCAAGGUUUUUUCUAUACAGCUUGCGCCUGUUUGACCUGCUUCUUAAAAAGGGCUGCAGUAACAUGUAUUACAAGUAUUAAAAGUUAUGGGGACUCAUAUGAAAGAAAAAAGUUUGGUGUUUGAAAGAGUAAUGUCAUGGUCUUUCUCAUUGUACUCCUUCAGUCAAUAGUAUUUUGAUGAUUUUCAGCGAGGUAAUUGUCCGUUAUUUGAGUCAGUGGAUGGUGGUAAAUUUGAUUGGCAUAAAUUUAGUCUUGUUUUGUCUCCGAGCUAA